AAAAAAAACACACAACAAAAGGCAUAAGAGUGAAGGCAGAGUAAUACAAAAGUUACACACGAGUUGAUAAUCACCAUGGUUUGUGCUUGUUCAGCGACUGCGAUGGCCGAGAGGGCUUCAGGGUAUUGUGCUUUAUUCCUGGCAGUAUUGCUGGUCCUGAGCUGCUGCGAAUCGGGUGAAAGUGAAUUCGCGAUGAUGGGGCAGAGAAAGGGCAUCAACAACACCAGGCCUUGCGACGAAAUUUACGUGGUUCGGGAGGGGGAGACGCUGCAAACAAUCGCUGAAAGGUGUGGAGAUCCUUACAUUGUGGAAGAGAAUCCACAUAUCCAUGAUCCUGAUGAUGUUUUCCCUGGCUUGGUAAUCAAGAUCACUCCAUACAGAGAUACCUACUAGAUUUUUUUUUCUCGUUCUAUUUGAUUUUCAUAAGGUUUGAGUAUUAGAAUGUACAUGAAUUGAUCUGUCUGUAUUGGGAGGCCUUGUUCUAUGUAAUUUUC
This is a messenger RNA of Morus notabilis, 494 nucleotides long. RefSeq lists its product as uncharacterized. The record is from RefSeq and is a predicted model, not a curated record. Lineage: Eukaryota; Viridiplantae; Streptophyta; Magnoliopsida; Rosales; Moraceae. The transcript has a single exon. The coding region runs from base 76 to 393 and encodes 105 amino acids.